CGUUAGAUCUGUGCACCCUGCAGAACAUAACCAUGUUUCAUCUCGACGAACUAUUAAAAACCCCUGUCUCCCCUUUUGUCAAAACAAAAUACAACAAAUCAGUGUUGAAUUCUUCCAGACGUUGACUGUUCCCCGCAAAUAUCGUUGUCAAGCCGGGCAAUAACUCCGGAAAUAAAGCCACCAACACCAGAAUCUCCAAUAAUCAAUUGACAAACACUCACUCCCCUGAAUCACGCACUUAACAACAAAGAGAAAGAUUUAAUAAAAAUUAUUCUACACGAAGGACUUGACAAAUGUCAUGUCGUCAGCGAUAUAUAAGAGGUACGAGGCGAAUCCAUGAGACGUGAAGCACACACACAACGCUAUUGGUGCAGUGACUUUGGUAUUCUCCGCAGAAUUCAGUGCUACCAAUGGUCAAAAGUGAAGAUUGAGAAGUGAAAAAAAAAAGAGAGACCCCCUUGGUUGUCACUUGCUGCCCCGUGUACUCCUAACCCCACAGACGAAUUUCCUCGAAAUAAAGUGUCAUCGAGGCCUUCAGUUCAUCGUUAUUUCGUCCGAUAAAUUAUAAACUGGUGGUGUUGAUAAGGGGAUCGCUCUAACCGGCUGGAUAAUUCGUGUAGACUGACCAGAGUCCACGAAUUUCCAGUGGUUCGAGGAAGUAUUUGAGUUUUGUCGGUUUUUGGAGCACAUUCGGCCGCACCCAAGUGAUUUCCUCGUGGUGAUUCAUCGGGGAUAGGUUUUUUCAAGGAUUGAGAUCUCUGGGAGGUUGGUCUUUUUGCUUUUUCGGGGAUCUCGGAGGAAUUAUGACUGAGGUGCAUAAUUUUGGACUUGAUAUCAUCACUUGUCAUGCGUGGAACAAGGACAGGACUGAAGUUGCAGUUUGUCCGAACAGCAAUCAGGUCCACGUGUACAAACGCUCGAGUGCGGGAUGGAAACAGACAGAGGUGCUCGAGGCUCACGAUAUGAAUGUCAUGUGCCUGGAUUGGGCGCCAAAGACCAACAGGAUUGUUACGUGUGGGGCUGAUAAAAAUGCUUAUGUCUGGAAUCAGGAUGAGAAGGGAAAGUGGAUACCUGCCUGGGUCGUACUGAGGAUGACGAGGGCUGCUGUCUGCGUCAAAUGGUCACCACUAGAGAAUAAAUUUGCUGUGGGCUCGGGUGACAGGAUGAUUUCAGUCAGUUACUUCGUGUCAGAAAACAACUGGUGGUUGUCCAAGCACAUAAAACGACCGAUAAGGUCCACUGUAACAGCCAUUGAUUGGCAUCCUGAUAAUAAAGUAUUAGUAUCAGGUUCUUCCGACUACAAAGUCCGGGUUUUUGGUGCUUAUGUUAAGGAUAUGGAAGACGCACCGGGCUCUGGGCCCUGGGGAGCUACGUCCACCCUGGGCACUUUACUGGCGGAAUUCCCAAAUUCUACUAAUGGAGGCGGUUGGGUUCACGCUGUUGCAUUUAGCCCCUGUGGAAACAAAAUCUGCUGGGUCGCUCAUAAUUCCUCGAUCUGCGUUGCCGAUGCGACCAAGGGGAAUGCUGUUAUGAGACUUUAUACUGAGCAUUUACCAUUCUUAAGUUGUGUUUGGGUGGGGCCCAAUUCGAUAGUUGCUGCGGGUCACAGUUGCAUGCCAAUGCUGUACUCACUAGACGCAAAUGGUCAAUUACACUUCGUAUCGAAGUUGGAUAAUUCGCAGAAGAAGGAAGCGGCUGGAAUAUCAGCGAUGAGAAAAUUCCAGUCGUUGGAUCGACAAGCGAGGACUGAGAAUAAUGAUAGGGCACUGGAUAGUAUUCACCAGAAUACAAUUAAUUGCGUGAGGAGAGUGUCUAAUAAUGAGUUCAGUACCAGUGGACUCGAUGGCCAACUCGUUGUUUGGGACUUGAAGUCGCUGGAGAAUUCCAUGAGUGGUCUUAAGAUCGUGUAAAGCCGUUGAUUCUUUUUUAAAUAUCCUAAUAAAAGUGAAAGGUACAUCGACACGAUAAUGUAAAAAUGAAACAAGAUGAAACACAUGUUGAAAAAAUAAAGAUAAUAAAAUAACAGAUGGAA
Molecule: messenger RNA, 2032 nt
Organism: Diachasma alloeum
Lineage: Eukaryota; Metazoa; Arthropoda; Insecta; Hymenoptera; Braconidae
Gene: Arpc1
Product: actin-related protein 2/3 complex subunit 1A-A
Exons: 6
Coding region: 804-1910 (368 amino acids)
Biological process (GO): Arp2/3 complex-mediated actin nucleation
Cellular component (GO): Arp2/3 protein complex; actin cytoskeleton
Molecular function (GO): actin filament binding
Source: RefSeq, a predicted model, not a curated record